This is a messenger RNA of Monodelphis domestica (gray short-tailed opossum), 1623 nucleotides long. Its product is annotated as gap junction gamma-1 protein-like. Gene Ontology annotation, molecular function: gap junction channel activity. The record is from RefSeq and is a predicted model, not a curated record. Gene Ontology annotation, cellular component: connexin complex. NCBI's taxonomy places the organism in Eukaryota, Metazoa, Chordata, Mammalia, Didelphimorphia, Didelphidae. Gene Ontology annotation, biological process: cell-cell signaling.
ACCUGAACCCAACCUGGCCGCCCACCGGGAGGGGCGGACGCUUUUUGGAGCCCGCCCUAGGGGAGGGAAAGGGAAUUUGAAAGAGGAAUCUACCCGCUCUGCAGCUGCGGCUCCUCUCGGGAGUGCCUAAACUGGGAUGAAAUUCUGAUAGGAGGUCUUUCUGCUGGCCCUUCGGAUUAGCCUGGUGAACUGAAGAAGAAAUUUUAAGUCGUGGAGAGUAUAUUGGAAGAGAGAAGAUGAGCUGGGCGUUCCUGACGAGAUUGCUGGAGGCUGUGACCCAGCACUCCACUCUGGUGGGGAAGCUCUGGCUCUCCGUGCUGGUCGUUUUCCGACUAGUGCUCCUGGCCGUGGGUGGGGAGGCCAUUUACCGGGACGAGCUCAGUGGAUUCGUGUGUAACACUCGGCAGCCUGGAUGCCAAAACGUCUGCUACGACACCUUCGCACCCCUCUCGCAUGUGCGCUUCUGGGUAUUCCAGAUCAUUCUCGUCACCGCGCCCACCGUGUUCUAUUUGGGCUAUGCCGUGCACCAUCUGUCCCGGCGCCAGAUGACCCAGAAGCAAGAGAAGGAAGAGGAGGAAGGCGAGAAGGAGCCUAUGAUCAAAGAGAAGAAGCCUCAGAUGUCCCCUGACGAUGGGGCCCAUGACGGUCGCAGGAGGAUCCGCAGGGAUGGGCUCCUAGGGGCCUAUGUUGCGCAGUUGCUGGUGCGGACUGCCUUAGAGGUGGCCUUCCUAGCGGGCCAGUAUCUGCUCUUUGGCCUGAAAGUGCCUCCCGACUAUGACUGCAAGCAGAAUCCUUGCCCUCAUGUCGUCGUCUGCUAUAUAUCUCGUCCCACGGAGAAGACCAUCUUCCUGCUGGUCAUGUAUGCAGUCAGUGGCCUCUGCCUCCUGCUCAAUCUGAUCGAGUUGCUGCACCUGGGCCUGGGGAGCGUGAAAAAUGGUGGAAGCCGCCCUGACCCAGCGCCCCAUUCCAAGAGUCUCAAGCUGGAGCUGCAGCAAAUGCAGAAACAACUGCACCUGGUCCAGAAGCAAAUGGACAUGGGACUGCAUCUGGGCACACCUUUGGUCACAGUGCCUACCUGUUCAGGGCAGCCUCCCACCUACAAUCUCUCUACUCAGCAAAAUCGGCACAACCAAGCCCAGAAAGAGACCUGGCUCUCCAAGACAGAGCUGUGACCUGCAAUCUUCAACUGAAGUUGGAUUUCCACACAUGAUGAGAAAUGAAUCCAGAGGAUUAAGGGCCUGAGAAUCUCCACGCAUAAAACCUUUAUAUUCUAAAGUAUUUUUGUACGUAUGCAUACACAUCAGCAUAUAUACAUAUGUGUGUAUAUAUCUGUGCAUAGAUAUAGGUACAUAUACACAUACAUGUAUAUAUAUAUAUAUUGAGGCCUUGGUGACCUAUCCCUCAAUCUUCCUUAUAAUUCUCCUUAGAGAUCAUUCCCUCUAUCCCAACUCUGUCCCACCCCUAGAACACUGAAGUUAUUGGAUAAUGAACCUGGAAACUUGAAACUUGGAUACUUGAAACAUUGAUCAUCUCAGGGACUUACCUUCCAAGCAUGGUGCUAUUUGGCAUUGAAGCCUGAAAACUUUAUAUGCCAAUAAAGGCUUAUUUUUUUGUCUGUCCACA